Molecule: messenger RNA, 432 nt
Organism: Prorocentrum cordatum
Lineage: Eukaryota; Dinophyceae; Prorocentrales; Prorocentraceae
Source: the annotation of a GenBank genome assembly
GGCCGCGCGCGCCGCCCGACCGCGCGCGAGCAAGCGGCCGGCCGCCGGCGCCCCCCCGGCUGGCGAUCCCGGGGCCCGCCAUGGACCUGUCGGGCGCUCUGCUCGUCGCCGCCGCCCUGGCCCUGGUGGCCUGCAGGCUCGCGAUGGCGCUCCAGAGGCAGCGGAGGAUACAGCAGGCCCUCCGCGCGCACCACCGCGGGGAGACCGCCGCGCAGGGCGGGUGCGGGGCCGCGGGCCGCCCAGGGGCGUGGGCGCUCGGGCUGCUCGGCGCGGGCUGGGGGCGGCUGGGCGGCGCGGACCCGAAGCUCCGGGCGGGGGCGUGCUGCGGCGCCCUGGUGUUGGCCGCGCAGCUGGCCUCCUGGCUGCUCGGCGCGGCCGUGCUGGAGGGCCCCGCCGGCAGGGCGCUGCUCACGGGGACCAAGUGGCUGGUCG